AUGCAAAUCAAGAAUGUUCUUACUGGCCUUGUCGGCCUGGCUGUUCUGGCUGACGCUGCUUCCAUCGAGCGACGAUCUCCAUUCGGCCGCGCUUUAGAACGACGCCAACGCAACGGUGGUAACAACGGUGGUAAUCAGGCCAACCAGGGCAACAACCAGGGAAACAACCAGGCCAACCAGGGAAACAACCAGGGCGGCAACGCAAACAACGGUGGCGCCAGCUUGACGCUGAACUCCAACCUUGUUCAGACUGGUUCCCAGCAAGAUGGUAACAACCCUGGUGGCGAGGGCCAGGUCGCUUCGGCUACUGACAAUGAAAACUUCAUCAACUUCUGUCAGGGCAAGACUCUCACCAACGGUUUGCAAGUCAAGACGGGCUCUUGCAAUGGUAUCCCCAUGGGUAACAUUCCUGGCGUCAACAACAUGGUUUCGUCUCUUUUCGUAAACCCCCAAAACGGCGACAACCUUGCCUCCAACCAGACUUUCGACAUCCAGGUGCAAAUGAUCAACUUUGCCCCUGGUAGUUUCACCAACGCCACCACCACAUACUACUCAGCUCCCCAGGACGUUGAUGGAAACGGUAACAUUAUCGGCCACACUCACGUUACCGUCCAGAGCAUGGGCGACAGCCAGACCCCUUCCCAGCCCCUUGACCCUCAGAGCUUUGUCUUCUUCAAGGGUAUCAACGACGCUGGCAACGGCAACGGCCUGCUUUCUGCCACGGUUGACGGUGGUCUGCCCGCCGGCAACUACCGUCUCUGCUCCAUGUCUGCUGCUGCCAACCACCAGCCUGUGCUGAUGCCCGUGGCUCAGCGUGGUGCUCAGGAUGACUGUGUCCGCUUCUCCAUUAGCGACAACGGUAACAACGCCAACAACGGCAACGCCAACAACGGCAACGGAAAUGCUGGCACCAACAAUGCUGGCACUGGCACCAACAACGCUGGCGCUGGAAACAACAACGGACAGGCCGGACAGACCGGACAGGCUGGUCAGGGCCAGAACAACGGACAGGCUGGUCAGAACGGACAGAACGGACAGGGCCAGAACGGUGCUGGUUCCACAAACAAUGCCGGCACUGGCAGCGUUCAGACUGGAGAUAACAACAACAACGGUACCGCCGCUGCUACUGGACAGAACGGUCAGGGUCAGAACAACGGUCAAACUGGUCAGAACGGUCAAACUGGUCAGAACGGUCAAACUGGUCAGAACGGUCAAACCGGCCAGGCUGGUCAAGCUGGUCAAGCUGGUCAAACCGGUCAAGCUGGUCAGGGUGGCCGUCGAGGUGGACGUGGUGGACGCAAGGGUGGCAAGGGAGCUAACGCCCAGGCUGCUACCAGCGUCGCUGCUGGAAAUGCUGCUGCUGCCACUGGUGCUCCUGCCGCUACCUCUGCUGCUGCUGUUUCCAACGCCGCCUCUGGAGCCGGUGGUGCCACUACUGCAAACGCUCUGGGAGGCAUUGCUGCUCCCCCGGUCACCCAGUCUGGCAACGCCGAUAGACCCUUUGAAGUCCAGGGCAACACAUUCACGACCAAGGCUGCUGCUGCCCAGAGAGCCUGUGACAUUCAGAACAACCAGUGCGCUGAUGCUGUGAACAGCAAGUCAGUCAGUGGUGUUUCAGUCGGUGACUGCAACAACCAGAUCACUGCUUGUGUUGCUGCCCUUUCGGCAUCAUCAUGA
Trichoderma atroviride IMI 206040 is the source of this 1677-nucleotide messenger RNA. RefSeq lists its product as uncharacterized. Lineage: Eukaryota; Fungi; Ascomycota; Sordariomycetes; Hypocreales; Hypocreaceae. The record is from RefSeq and is a predicted model, not a curated record.